UGUGACUGCCAGUCUCUUCCUAGCCUCCCACGGAGCUGGCCUCAAUCCCGGCUCGCCAUGUCCGGCCUCCAGGCUCUGUGCUCCGGCCUGCCCCUGCGUCCCCUCCCAGAGAACCGGGGACGCCGGGCUGGGGUCCCGCACGCCCCGGUCAGGACCCCGGGCCUCAGCCCGCGCGAGCAGCAGCUGGCGCUGAGGAACGCCCUGCGCUAUUUCCCGCCGGACGUCCAAGAGCUGCUGGCCCCCGAGUUCGCCGAGGAGCUGCGGCUCUACGGGCACAUCUACAUGUACCGCUUCUGCCCCGACAUGGAGAUGAAGGCCUACCCGAUCGGGCAGUACCCCUGCCGCACACGAGCCGCGGCCGCCAUCAUGCACAUGGUCAUGAACAACCUGGACCCCGCCGUGGCCCAGUUUCCCCAGGAGCUGGUGACCUACGGGGGCAACGGGCAGGUGUUCAGCAACUGGGCUCAGUUCCGGCUGACGAUGUCCUACCUGUCGAAGAUGACAGAAGAGCAGACGCUGGUCAUGUACAGCGGCCACCCGCUGGGGCUCUUCCCCAGCAGCCCCGGCGCCCCCCGGCUGGUCAUUACCAACGGGAUGGUCAUCCCCAACUACUGCUCCAGGACCGAGUACGAGAAGCUGUUCGCCUUGGGGGUCACCAUGUAUGGCCAGAUGACCGCGGGCAGCUACUGCUACAUCGGUCCCCAGGGAAUCGUCCACGGCACUGUGCUCACCCUGUUGAACGCCGCACGCCGGUACUUGGGUGUCGAGGACUUGGCCGGGAAGGUCUUUGUCACCUCUGGGCUCGGUGGAAUGAGCGGGGCUCAGGCCAAGGCCGCGGUCAUCGUGGGGUGCAUCGGCGUGAUAGCAGAGGUGGAUAAAGCCGCCCUGGAGAAGCGUCACAAGCAAGGCUGGCUGAUGGAGGUGACCGACAGCUUGGACCACUGCAUCGAGAGACUCAGGGAAGCGAGGACCAAGAAGGAGGUGCUCAGCCUUGGCUACCAUGGCAACGUGGUGGCUCUUUGGGAGCGCCUGGUCCACAUCCUGGACACGACGGGGGAGCUGCUGGUGGACCUCGGCUCAGACCAGACGUCCUGCCACGACCCGUUCAAUGGCGGCUACUACCCCGUGCAGCUCGGCUUCACCGAGGCCCAGAGCCUCAUGACCUCGGACCCCACCGCCUUCCGGCGCCUGGUGCACGAAAGUCUGCGGAGGCAGGUGACAGCCAUCAACAGGCUGGCCGAGGAGAACUUUUUCUUCUGGGACUACGGCAACGCCUUCCUCUUGGAGGCCCAGAAAGCAGGAGCGGACGUGGGGAAGAACGGGGACACUAGGACGGAGUUCCGCUAUCCCUCGUACGUCCAACACAUCAUGGGGGACAUAUUCUCCCAGGGAUUCGGGCCUUUCCGCUGGGUCUGCACGUCGGGGGACCCCCAGGACCUCGUCGUCACGGACCAGCUGGCCACGUCUGUGCUGGAGGACGCCAUUGCUGGAGGAGUGCAAGCGUCCGUGAACCUGCAGUAUAUGGACAACAUCCGCUGGAUCCGAGAGGCCGCCAAGCACCGGCUGGUGGUGGGCUCCCAGGCCAGGAUCCUGUACUCCGACCAGAAGGGCCGUGUGGCAAUCGCGGUGGCCAUUAACCAGGCCAUUGCACGGGGGGACAUCAAGGCGCCGGUGGUCCUGAGCCGAGACCACCACGACGUCAGUGGCACCGAUAGUCCCUUUAGGGAGACCUCCAACAUUUACGACGGCUCCGCUUUCUGUGCAGACAUGGCCGUGCAGAGCUUUGUGGGCGACGCUUUCCGCGGAGCCACCUGGGUGGCGCUUCACAACGGAGGGGGCGUGGGCUGGGGCGAGGUGAUUAACGGGGGAUUCGGCCUCGUGCUGGACGGGACCCCCGAGGCCGAGCAGAAAGCCAGGCUGAUGCUCAGCUGGGACGUCUCCAACGGCGUGGCCCGGCGCUGCUGGGCCGGGAACCGGAAGGCCUAUGACAUCAUCUGCCAGACCAUGCGCGAGAACAGCGGCUUGGAGGUGACCCUGCCCCACGAGGUCGGGGACGAGCGUGUGCUCCGGGAGGCCCUGGGGCUCUGAGCGGGGGGGGGCCACCGUCACAGCCAGGAGCCCCCGGCUGCGGCCCCUCCAGCCUCCCCUCCUCCCUGGACCGGCCACCGUGCGCCUUCCUGCCGGCACAGCCCCACCGCUGCCACCAGGCCCAUUUCACAGAUGGGCAUGUUGAGGCCCAGGAGGCCGGCGACAGUCUCGCUCAGGGCUGCUUUGUCCUCAAGCCUCCAGGGGCUUGGGGGUGCCAGCCGCGAACGCCGGCCGAGCUGGGCACCAGCCAGGGCCCUCCCGAGCCCCCCUGGGGUUCUCUGUAGCCGGGUUUGUCCCCAACUGGGCCUCCGGCACAGAUGAGAAAUAAAGGGGUAAACAGUC
This is a messenger RNA of Lemur catta (Ring-tailed lemur), 2430 nucleotides long. It is a transcript of the gene UROC1, whose product is annotated as urocanate hydratase 1. Lineage: Eukaryota; Metazoa; Chordata; Mammalia; Primates; Lemuridae. Gene Ontology annotation, molecular function: urocanate hydratase activity. Gene Ontology annotation, biological process: L-histidine catabolic process. The transcript has 20 exons. The coding region runs from base 58 to 2088 and encodes 676 amino acids. The record is from RefSeq and is a predicted model, not a curated record.